UGUGUAUGGCUUGUGCUUGUGGGUGUCAAGCUGGAGCCGCGCUUAAUUUCUGCCCCGAAGCGCUUGACAUAACCUGCCUGAAGUUCUGGGGCCCCAGGGCCGUGCCCGCUUUGCCUCGUUCAAGAGGCCCUCCGUCUUUGAGAACCAGUGCGCUAGAGGGCGCUCUCCUCCUAACAAACCGUGCCUGCCUCGUCUGUCUGGUUGUCACAUUGUCCAACAUGGCUGCGUCCACGGCGAGGACUUGCCGUCAUCUAUCGCGGCAUGGAUCCCGGAUUCUCCUUAGGCAAGCGGGUCCUUGCCUCGCACCCAGGUCUCAAUUUCACCGCUCUUCCGCCGCACGUAGCGGACUGCUCCUCUCUCUAAAUAAACGCGGUAUUCUGAAGGACUCUUUCCCAGAAAACGCAGCCCAGGACCAUCUACCUCGGUUGCUCCAGUCCGGGGCUCAGACUGUAUACUGCGGCUUUGACCCCACGGCCGACAGCCUGCAUGUGGGCAACUUGCUCGCCAUCGUGGGCCUGCUGCACUUCCGUAGCGCCGGGCACCAUGUCCUCGCGGUGCUCGGCGGGGCCACGGCGCAGAUCGGGGACCCGAGCGGGAAGACGAGCGAGAGGGAGCGGCUGUCGGCGGACACCGCGGAGGCGAACACCCACAGCAUCCGGGAGAGCAUCCAGAGGAUUUUCACCAACCACGAACUGCACUUCCACGACGGCCCCCGGAAGCCGGGCACCGUGGCCGUACUGAACAACCUGAGCUGGUACAAGGACUGGGGCGUCGUGGCCUUCCUGUCGGAGGCCGGCCGGCACUUCAGGAUGGGCGCCAUGCUCAGCCGCCACAGCGUGCAGUCCAGGCUGCGGGGCGCGGACGGCAUGAGCCUGGCGGAGUUCACCUACCAGGUGUUCCAGGCGUAUGACUUCUACCACCUGAACCAGAUAUACGGCUGCAAGAUUCAGCUCGGGGGCACCGACCAGCUGGGCAAUUUGAUGUCUGGCCACGAGUACAUUCACAAAAUGACUGGGGAAGAGGUGUACGGCCUGACCAUCCCCCUGGUGACCAGCUCUGUCGGGGACAAGCUGGGGAAGACGGCAGGCAACGCGGUGUGGCUCAACAGAGACAAGACAUCACCCUUUGAACUCUACCAGUUCUUUCUCAGACAGCCUGACGCCAGUGUGGAAGGGUACCUGAAGCUGUUCACCUUCCUGCCUCUGGCGGAGGUGGAGAGGCUGAUGGAGCAGCAGAGAGAGGAUCCAGGUAAACGCCUCGCACAUAAACGCCUGGCUGCAGAGGUGACGAAACUGGUGCAUGGAAAGGAGGGCCUCGACAGUGCUAAGAGAUGUACCAAGGCACUGUACCACAGCAGCGUGCAGGCCUUGGAGGAGAUGAGUGACGAGGAGCUUCAGGAGCUCUUCAGGGAGGCUCCCUUCCAUGAGCUGCUGCUGGAGCCGGGGACCACUGUGUUAGACGCCUGCCGCAGAGUCAACGCAAUCCCAGAGGGACCCAGAGGGUACCAGAUGGUUCUGGACGGAGCAGUGUGGAUCAACCACAGGCGGACAGACAAGCCGGAGCAAGUACUGAUCCCCAAACUCCACAUCCUGUCUAAUGGACUCACCUUGCUCAGAGUGGGAAAGAGGAACUUCUACAUCAUCAAGUGGCUCAGUCUCUGAGGACGCCUGCUCUCAAAAGGGACCAGUUUACUGUAAUGGACUGACAGGGAAGGUAGGCUACUACACCUCAGCAGGGUCCUUGAGGAGACACUGAUGGACUGAUACUUUGGUACAUAGAAGGCUCUGGUGUAGCCUAAACCCUUAGCGAUUUCCUGUGUGGGUCAUAUAAAUAUGUAUAUGUACAGAUGUGACAUUUAUCAAAAGGUAAGGUAUUAAAAAAAG
Molecule: messenger RNA, 1883 nt
Organism: Xiphias gladius (swordfish)
Lineage: Eukaryota; Metazoa; Chordata; Actinopteri; Istiophoriformes; Xiphiidae
Gene: yars2
Product: tyrosyl-tRNA synthetase 2, mitochondrial
Exons: 5
Coding region: 6-1661 (551 amino acids)
Biological process (GO): tyrosyl-tRNA aminoacylation
Cellular component (GO): cytosol; mitochondrion
Molecular function (GO): tyrosine-tRNA ligase activity; ATP binding; RNA binding
Source: RefSeq, a predicted model, not a curated record